AGCAGCCUACACACACAGCCCCACUGUGUUCGCUGGCCUGCUUGCUUGACUUUCCAUCCCUCUAGGCAAGGUCCACAAAUUAGCAGCUUUGUAACCCUCCCAGGACCGGGUUUCAGGACCUUCAGAAGAAAAAGGGCAGUCAGAGAAACAUGAACGCGCUAAUCGGGAAACCAGCAUUUCAACCCACUCAGCCACGCGGGCCAUCCGCACUAACGACUUUCACCUCCCCUCGCCUCGGCUGGCUGGAGGGGCGGGGAUCCCGGCAGUCAGGAGGAGGACCAAAGAGGGGGGCCUGCUUGAAUGAAACAAUGUAACAAUUGAUGUGAAGCCUCGCCUAGCUCCCACUCCCCAGCGAUCCUAUAGGCGAGGUCCCAGUGACUGCCCCUCCCCAUUGCUCCGUUUUCUUGUCCAUUACGCGCUAACCCUCCGCCUCUCCUUCUUUCUUUUCUUUUCUUUUUUUUUUUCUCCUUCUCCUUUUCCCCCGCUCUCUCCCCCUCUCUCCAGCUCCGUGUCAUUUCCUCCUUGCGCUCGCUCGCUGCCCGAGCGUCUCCAGCCAGGAGAGUAGGCGGAGCAGGGCGGUGCGGGGUGGCGUAGAGCUGGAGGGCGAUGGUGGCGGAGCCGCUGGGGGCGGAGGCAACGUAGCCCCCGCGGAAAAGGAGCCCCGCGGCGCCUGAGCCGAGCGGAGGAUGGAGAACCGGCCUGGGUCCUUCCAGUACGUCCCUGUGCAGCUGCAAGGGGGGGCGCCCUGGGGCUUCACCCUUAAAGGGGGUCUGGAACACUGCGAACCGCUCACAGUGUCUAAGAUCGAAGAUGGAGGCAAGGCAGCCUUGUCCCAGAAGAUGAGGACCGGUGAUGAGCUGGUGAAUAUCAAUGGCACUCCAUUGUAUGGCUCUCGCCAAGAGGCCCUCAUCCUCAUCAAAGGCUCCUUCCGGAUCCUCAAGCUGAUUGUCAGGAGGAGAAACGCCCCUGUCAGUAGGCCGCACUCAUGGCAUGUGGCCAAGCUGCUGGAGGGAUGUCCUGAAGCAGCCACCACCAUGCAUUUCCCUUCUGAGGCCUUCAGCUUGUCCUGGCAUUCCGGCUGCAACACGAGUGACGUGUGUGUGCAGUGGUGUCCCCUCUCCCGGCACUGCAGCACCGAGAAAAGCAGCUCCAUUGGCAGCAUGGAGAGCCUGGAGCAACCAGGCCAAGCCACCUAUGAGGGCCACCUCUUGCCCAUUGACCAGAACACGUACCCCAACCAGCGUGAUUCAGCCUAUAGCUCCUUCUCGGCCAGCUCAAAUGCUUCUGACUGUGCCCUUUCCCUCAGGCCAGAGGAGCCAGCCUCUACAGACUGCAUCAUGCAAGGCCCAGGGCCAACCAAGGCAGCCAAUGGCCGGCUUAAUGUGGCUGAGACCUCAGGAGGUGGCCAACGCCCCUGUGGGGGCCAACUGACUCCUGGCUCCCAGAUGUCAUCCCGUCCACAGGAGGUCCACCACUCAGCUCCUGCCAAGGCUGCCAGGGGUCCCCCACAACCUCCAGUAAGGCGAGACAGUCUUCAGGCCUCCAGAGCCCAACUCCUCAAUGGAGAGCAGCGCAGGGCUCCUGAGCUCGUGGACUCCUUGCCACAAAAGGAGCAACCUAGUUUGGACACCGUGCUCUCCCCAAGGAAUCCUAACAGGUUCUGUUGCCUCGGCGGGCCAGACCAAGUGACAAAUGAGAGCCAUCAUAACUGUGAGCUCAGCCAACCUCCUGAAUCCAGCCAGAAGGGCUCUGAGCAUCUACUGAUGGAGGCCUCAGCCAAAGCCAUUGGAUUCCCAAAAGCAUAUGACAAAGCUUCCAGCAUAGAUUCCAGCCCACUCAACAAGGCUUCAGCAGACCUAGCUAAGGCUUCUUUUGGUGGCCCUCCACACCUCACAGGACCCACAGGGCAUCGCCAUAGUGCCCCGGAACAGCUGCUGGCAUGCCACUUGCAGCGUGUGCACUUGGAUACUAGGGACAGCCAGGGGACGGAACUCCCAACGGGGCAGGAUGGGCAGGAGUGGACUCUCUCCCCUUUGCACGGCAGCCACCCAGACAAGAAAAGCCCAUGUCCCCCUGUAGGAGGAACCCAGGACCAGCCCAGCAAAGAGAGAAAGACCAGGCCAGUGGAUGAGAGACCUCUGGGUGCAGGGUGCCAGAGCCCAAGCCGUUCCCCACAUGGAGAGGCUGAUGGACACCCUCCAGAGAGAGGUUUCCAGGACCCCAACAGAGCAAGCAGAGCAGACAGUGAAUUGGCCAUCCAGCAGCCUUCCGCCUCUGGCUCCCUUGCUCAACAAACCAGGGACUGUUCUUCAACCACUAAGGUAGCUGGCAGCACAGAGGCAACUGAGGAAGGGGACAGUGAGCCCAAGGAGUGUGGCCGGGUGGGUGGUAGGCAAAAUGGAGGCACCCGGGGCCGUUCAAUCCAAAACCGGCGGAAAAGCGAGCGUUUUGCUACCAAUCUGCGAAAUGAAAUUCAGAGGAGGAAGGCCCAGCUCCAGAAAAGCAAGAGUCCCCUGUCCCAGCUGUGUGAUGCUAAGGAACCAGUGGAAGAGACCGAGGAGCACCUAGAAAGUCCUCCACUUCCUGCCUCUAACUCAUCCCUUCCAUCUUCAUGUAAAAAACCACCUAGCCCCAGAGACAAGCUCUUCAACAAGAGCAUGAUACUCAGGGCUAGGUCUUCAGAAUGCCUCAGCCAAGCCUCUGAGGGCCCUGAAUCUAGGAUGGGCUUGGAGGGACGCAUGAGCCCUGGCCAGAGGCCAGGCCAGUCCUCUUUGAGCCUCAACACCUGGUGGAAAGCAUCUGACCCAUCCUCCUCGGACUCUGAAAAAACAAAUGUUCACUGUGGAGUCCGUGGAGGUCAUUGGAGAUGGUCUCCAGAGCACAACCUGCAGCCACAAGGGGCACUAGCCAUGGAAGGCCCUUCCAACCCAGGUGACAAGGACUUGAAGGCUUCUACUCCUCAAGCUGGGGAGGAAGCCAUCCUCUUGCCCUUUGCAGACAGAAGAAAGUUCUUUGAAGAGAGCAGCAAAUCCUUAUCUACAUCUCAUUUGCCAGGGUUAACCACUCAUAGCAAGACUUUUACCCAGAGACCAAAAUCUAUAGACCAGAACUUCCAGCCAAUGAGCUCCAGCUAUAGGGAAUUGAGGCGCCAUCCCAUGGACCAAUCAUAUCAUUCCACGGACCAAGCAUAUCAUGCCACAGACCAAUCAUAUCAUUCCAUGUCACCCCUUCAGUCAGAAACUCCCACUUACACCGAAUGUUUUGCCAGCAAAGGCCUAGAACCAUCCAUGUGUUGUAAGCCACUACACUGUGGUGAUUUUGAUUGCCACAGGCUGUGCUCUUACUCGUGCAGUGUCCAGGGAGCUGUAGUACAUGACCCUUGCAUUUAUUGUUCUGGGGAAAUCUGCCCUGCUUUGCGAAAAAGAAAUAUGAUGCCAAACUGCUACAACUGCCGGUGCCACCACCACCAGUGCAUCCGGUGUUCAGCUUGCUAUCAUAAUCCCCAGCAUGGUACCCUCGAGGACAGCAGCUUGGCACCUGGCAACACUUGGAAAACCAGGAAGCCAACAAUGCAGGAAUUUCCUGGGGACAAAUGGAAACCAAUAACAGGAAACAGGAAGACCAGCCAGUCAGGGAGGGAAAUGGCUCAUUCUAAGGCUAGCUUUUCAUGGGCAAUCCCUUUCCAUCCCUGCCUUGAGAACCCAGCACUGGACUUGUCAAGCUACCGAGCAAUCUCUUCUCUUGACCUCCUUGGAGACUUCAAGCACUCCUCAAAAAAAACAGAGGAACCUUCUGGUUAUGAAGAGGAGAGCUCCAUGGCCUCUGCAUCCCGCCCGCUGCGCAGCCGCGCCUUCUCAGAGAGCCACAUCAGCUUGGAGCCCCAGAGCUCCAAGGCCUGGGGGCAGCAUAGGAAAGAGCUCUUUACCAAAGUUGAUGAGACCCAGCCGAAUCCUCUGGGUGCCAGGAAGAAGGCCUUUCCUCCUCCUCGCCCUCCUCCUCCCAACUGGGAGAAGUACAGGCUCUUUCGUGCAGCUCAGCAGCAGCAACAGCAGCAACAGCAGCAGCAGCAGCAACAGCAGCAACAGCAGCAGCAGCAGCAGCAGCAGCAGCAGCAGCAGCAGCAGCAGCAGCAGCAGCAGCAGCAGCAGCAGCGAGAGGAGGAGGAUGAGGAGGAGGAAGAAGAGGAGGAGGAAGGAGUAGAGGAAGAGGAGGAAGGAGAGGAAGAGGAGCUGCCACCCCAGUAUUUCAGCUCAGAAACCACUGGUUCCACCACCCUCAAUCCUGAUGAGGUCCUGGAGCAGCCGCAACCGCUGGGCUUUGGCCACCUGGAGGCCUCGAGGCAGGGUUCACAAAGCCUCCCAGCACAGCAAGAGUCCUUUGCUCUCCAUUCCAGCAAUUUCCUGCCUCAGGCAAGGGGCCACUUGGGAGCUCAGGCUGAGAAGUCUCAGCCCCCCUGCUAUUAUGGCAUUGGUGGGCUUUGGAGGACAUCAGAGCAGGAGACUGCCAAUUCCCCCAAACCAGAAGCUUUGAUGGCAGAAGAGUCCAAACCCAAGCCAGGAUGGAGCCAGAAUUACUUCUUUCCUGAGGAGCAGUUCUCUUUCAUGGGCUGGGGCUCUGAGAAGCAGCACCUCAGCCCCACAGGCUUCAGUGAACCCAAGACAACAGGACAAGAGCUACAGCACUGCUCACCUCCUCAGGGGGCCCCAGGGAUCCCUACCUCUUACUCAGCUUAUUACAAUAUAUCUGUGGGCAAAGCAGAGCUGCUGAACAAGUUGAAAGACCAACCCAAGAUGGCAGAGAUGGGAGAGGAGGAAAUUGACCAUGAACUGGCUCAAAAAAAGAUACAGCUUAUUGAAAGCAUUGGCAGGAAACUUUCUGUGCUGCGGGAGGCCCAGCGAGGAUUGCUAGAGGACAUCAGUGCCAAUUCUGCCCUUGGGGAGGAGGUCGAGGCCAACCUAAAAGCUGUCUGCAAAUCCAAUGAGUUUGAAAAAUACCGUUUGUUUAUCGGGGACCUGGACAAAGUAGUCAACUUGUUGCUGUCGCUCUCUGGACGACUGGCCCGGGUGGAGAAUGCUCUCAACAGUAUCGAUUCAGAGGCCAACCAAGAGAAGCUGGUGCUGAUAGAGAAGAAACAGCAGCUGACAGGGCAGUUGACAGAUGCCAAGGAGCUGAAGGAGCACGUGGACCGCCGGGAGAAGUUGGUGUUUGGAAUGGUCUCCCGCUACCUGCCUCAGGACCAGCUCCAAGACUACCAGCACUUUGUGAAGAUGAAAUCAGCUCUCAUCAUUGAACAGCGAGAGCUGGAAGAGAAGAUCAAGCUCGGGGAAGAGCAGCUCAAAUGUCUCAGGGAGAGCCUACUCCUGGGGCCCAGUAAUUUCUAAUCCCAUCAGCGGACUGCCUACACCAUCCCUGCCCCAGUGCAACGGGAAGUGCUUUCAAUCUUUGUUAGCAAUUUGUUAGCAAGUAGAUAGCAGUUAGUUAGCAGUUUGUUCCAUAUCCUCUACCCUGGAGUCUCUCACUGCCCCUUAACCUAGCAGUGUUCCCAGCCAGCUAAGAGGACCUGGGGAAGCCCUAAGCUUCUACUCGAGGGAGCAGAAGCAAGAAGUAGAAGCUGCAGCAAAGUGUGACCACACAAACCUACAAACCACACUCUCCUUCCCACAGUUUGCACAGCCAAGCGCUCGUUGCACGCAGAACCACCGAAGUGCCUUCAUUCUUCUUUGUAUCAGGACACCAGGAACAUCAUGCACUCACCACCCGCCACCCCCCACCCGACCCCCCCACACACACCAUAAUCUGCCUCUGAAAUCUCAGAGGGAAGUUGCCCAUGCAGCUCCACUCUGCCCUGAGGCUCAUGGCCCAGCCACUUCCCAUGGAGAUCUGGUUGUCUUGAGGGUGCGCACCUACCAUCAGCUUCAGGGCCUUGCCUGGGCUUUGCAGCAGGAAGCACAGAAGGAGCAAUGACACUUACCACAAUGUGAGCCAAGGUGGGGAAUCACCGCCCGGUGCCCUGCUGAGAGGAGCUAUGCUUAAAGGAAUUGAAUCAGCUCUACCCCACCUUCCUCAGCAGCUAGUUGAGGGGGAAGUGGCCUAUCUUCAGCCCUGGCUGGUGUGGCCCUCCCCACCCCCCACCCUAAGACUUUGGCCUACGACUUGCUGUUCCAUCUUGCCUUUUCAUUGCUGGGGGUGCCAAGUGCCUACCCCAAGAGCUUCACACUAUGGGGCCAUUCAUAGCUCUACUAAAGCUGACUUCUGGAUACAUGUUUUAUUAUUGGGGGGCAGGGGGUUGUUAUUGUUAUAUUUUAAAUGGCCUUUUGAUUUUAUUUAUUUUUAUGUCUUGAUUGUUUUUGUUUUCUUUUUUUAACUAAUAAGGUGAGAAGAGGGGAGUUGGAAAGGGGAAAGUUAGCCCAGAAGGAAAGCAUUUUCUGCAGAUCAGCCUGAAUUCACCAAUGGCUAGGUAAGCGAGUACCAAGGCCUUGAAUUCUACCAACCAUAGCUGACAAGUGUCUAAGAAAGGAGUUCUCACUUGGAACUAAGAGUCUUCCCCACUGUGGCCUGACCCUACACUUCCCUUGAAGUCUGGAUGACCGUGAGCUUAGAUUUCCCCAACAAGGUUCAAUAUAUAUUUUUUUGUACUUAUUUUUUCCCGAAACCAAAGAAAUCUGAAAGGGAUGAAGGUUCACCCAUUUCUCUACCAUUUCCAAGCUAAGGUAGGGGUGAGCUCAGGAAGAGCUCCUCUAUCUAAUUGUUUUCUUAUCCUGUGGCCUGGCUCAGGGAACUGAAAUCCAUGGUAGCUGGAAGCUCCAGCCAGGGCCAGCCCUGCAACGCAAGUUAUAAUCCAGCCAGGAUCUUAGGCCCACAAACAACAAAUGCUGCUGCUACUGUUGCCAAUGUCCUGACACUGGUAGCCAGUUUCUAUCCUGGAAAAGCCCUUGGGUGGGCUAUGGCAAGAAACUCUGCCCUGUUAUCCAGCUCAAUUCCUGGUUCCUUGCUAACUGGGGCCCAUGCUUGGUAUUGCACGGCCCUGCUCAGCCAGCCUGGGCUUCUAGUCACUGCUGAGUUCCUCGGGGUCCUCAGAGGUUAACUGUAGCAGCAGGGGUGCUUCAUUCAACCAAAGAAUUUGCCAAGGAACUUUGCUGCUGCUACAAAUACUGGUUGCUAGCUUCUGUUUCCUCUUCAUUGUAUUUGGAAACAAUGGAAGAAUCUUGGCCAGCAGGGUGUCCUGUAGGGAGGGGGGCCCUGAGCAUGCUCUUAGUACAGUGCUGCUGUUAGAACCACUGUUAAAAAUGCCAACCUGCCAUUCUCCCAUCAAGUGGAGGAUUUUACUCUAUUCAGGAAAGCUGGUAGCUUAUAAGGGGCUAGGUUUACCUAAGUCAAGGUUGAGGAAGACUGGGGAGUGCUUUGAAUAGAGUCUGUGGUUGCCAUCUUUUUUUUUUUUUUUAAAAAAAAAAAAAACAGGCUCUUAGACAAACAGUGAACAAGUCUUGUAUUGGAGGGAGGGGUAAGGCCAAUAUAGCCCAUUAUUCUAAGAUUUUUUUUUUUUUUUUUUUUUUUUUUUUUUUUUUUUUGCUAGAACAGCUUUUGGGAACUAUAGCCCAGGGAAAAGAGUGGCCACUUACCUGGACACCAUGACCAUGGUCUGGGCUUUUUAAGUCAGCGUUAGAAUGGUUGUACCUUAAGUUUUAUUACCCUGAAAGUAUACUGAUUCUGUUAUUUGUGUCACCUAUCUCACCUCCAACUUUCAAAAGUUGGAAUCAGAGCACAAGAAUGCUCAUUUUCACACAGAGGGACAAUUUCCAAAGCAUUUAACCCUCAAACUAUAGUGCGCAGUGAAGCUCGGCAGACAGGGACUCCCACACUGCUGAUGGGGCAGUCCUGUCAUGGCUGAUAGCACUGCAAAGCUGCCAGUGUGACUUGAGAUACGGUGUCUUUCUCACGCAUUCUCAUUUCCUGGGCUCAGCCCUCCACCAAGGCCUACCGGGGGGAACAGUUUAUUUUAUUUUUUUAAUUUUUUAUUCUUUUGUGGCUGCACCUGUGGUAUACAAAAUUCCCAGGUCAGGGACUGAACCCACUCCACAGCAGAGACCUGAGCCACAGCAGUGACAAUACCAGAUCCUUAACUUGCUGAGCCACAUGGGAACCCCAGGGGGUAGCAGUUUAGAAGGAAGGCCAAGGGACUUUCCCAAAGACAGUUAUUGGUCUUCUGUCCUCUCCUUUCAAAUCCCCAUACAGGCCACAGUGGGUUAUGAGUAAGCACAGUGGUUGAUAGAGAAGAAUCAAUUUAAGAGUCACAUGUCCUCCUUAUACUCCUGUCCCAGGGCUUUGAGUCUUUUUGAGCCCCACCAGCUGCAGACUCAGCCAGGGUAGAGCAGAAGAUGCUCAAGGGGAAUCCAAGAGGAAGGACAGAGACACUGAAAAUAAAGCCCUAAAAAGAGAGAGACUAGAAGCCAAGGAACGAAGAGGGUAAAAAGAUGAAAAGCCUCUUUCAAGGCCUGGUUCAGGUUCUGUUUUCCCUUUCACGUCCUGUGCCAAAAAGCUGCCAAGGGGCACCAGGGCUGCAACCUUAAUCCCAGCCUCCCGAAAGGUGCUGCUCUGCCAGUAGCAGGUCCCAAAUGGAGGAAGCUGGGCACAUUCCUGGCCACUUCCUCCCGUCUGGAGCUUGGUGUCUCCCGCUGUCUUUGCCAAAGGAGUUGUCUAUGCCAAUAAUAUUUCUGUAACAACAUAUUGUAUUCUUUGAAGAUUAGUAGGUCUUUAGAGGGGGGUGGGGCAGGGGGCAAUUUCUAUAGAGAAAGAACCAGUGUUGGUUGUACAACUGUUGGGGGGUCAUCUAUCCCAUGUGAAGCUAUUAUUUUUCUGAAUCUUAUUGUUUCUGCAUUUGUGUCCUCCACCACUCCCUUCUUGGCUGACAUCGAUAUGUCUGCCAGAUUGUCAUCAAGGGUCAUACUUCAAUAAAAGGUGCUAAGGACAAAAAAAAAA
This is a messenger RNA of Sus scrofa (pig), 8976 nucleotides long. It is a transcript of the gene SHROOM4, whose product is annotated as shroom family member 4. Lineage: Eukaryota; Metazoa; Chordata; Mammalia; Artiodactyla; Suidae. Gene Ontology annotation, biological process: actin filament organization. The record is from RefSeq and is a predicted model, not a curated record. Gene Ontology annotation, cellular component: apical junction complex; cortical actin cytoskeleton; apical plasma membrane. Gene Ontology annotation, molecular function: actin filament binding.